AAAAAAAAAGAAUUUUCUCGUAAGAGUUUUUUAGAUGUAAAAGUAAUUUCACUUUAAAUAAACGUACGCUUUAAGGCAGAAAGAAGGUAAAAGAACCAAGGAGCAAUUUGUUUACUAUCUCCAAUAGGUGGAGAAAAAGACGAAAGGGUGAUGUUAAUGUGGAACCGGAAUCACCAAUGAAACCAAAAAGAUGGAAAAAAGUUUUUGUUUUGAUCCAAAAGCAGCCAAAAACAUUUUGGUCAUUGGAUUAUUUUGGAAUUCAAUUUUUUUCUUUUUGAUAUUAAUAUAUAUUAUAUAAAUAGACAGGCCUUAAAGUAAGGAAUCUUUGGUUUUUUUUGCUAUGCGUAGUGUCGUUGAUUCCGGAUUGACUCCGACCUUAGCCUUGAAGGUUUCUUGGUUUACAUAAGAUAAAUAAUUGCCUUGGCUUUGGCUUUACUGUGUCCUGUGUCUACAACUUCAGAACAGGUGGAUUCAGGGAGUUAUCAAAUUGGGUGAUCAGAGGAGAGAGAUCAUUAAACAACUCUUGGUAACAGCAUGGCUAAUGAUGAUGAUACCAUAUAUGUUGCCGUAGGAGAAGAUGAAGCAAGUGAGCUCACUUUGUUAUGGACAUUGCAUUAUCUUUGUCCUCUCCAAGUUUGCAUUCUUUUUGUUCAUCAGCCUUCCAAAAUGAUCUCCUACAAUUCUCCAUCCCCUGGUGGAGUUGGUGGGGAUUCAGAUGAUAUCAUGUUUGACCAACGGCAACUCGGGGGUCUAGACGAAGUUGGAAAGAAAAUGAUGCAACGGAUCAUGGAUGAGUACCAUCUUAUUUGCAGUCAAUUCGGGGUCAGUGCAACAAGCGUAUAUAUUCAGAGGGACGAUGUUGCAAAGGGGCUUGUGGAACUGAUUCACCGGCACAAUAUCAAGAAGCUGGUCAUGGGAGCAGCAGCUGACGUGCACUUUUCAGAGGAAAUGUGGCUCAUGUCUGGGAAAGCACAAUAUGUGAACGAAAAUGCACCGCUUUCCUGUCAAAUUUGGUUCAUCUGCAAUGAGCACGUUAUCCACACAAAGUCUGAAACUGGGCAAUCAUCAAAUGCACUAAGUCCAUCUGGUUCCAGUUAUUUGACAAGCUCUAGUGAUGCUGCUGGUAUUUUAGACUCGACUGUGUUUGAGGAAAGAGGGCAUAGUGAAUGUGAGCUUGAGCCAUAUGUAUUGCUUCACUCUGGAGAGGCAAAAGCAUUUGAAAGGAUGAACAAUGAAUGCAAGAGAGAAGCUGCGGCAGCACUAACAAAACAGAAUAAGGACCUUGAAAAGAUGAAGAGGCAGAGAGAUGAAGAGCAUUUAGCUGCCAUGGAACAAAAGUCUAUGCUGGAAAGCCAAGUUACCUACUUAGAUUACAAGAUGAAACAUUUGGAAGAUAAGUUGUCAUCAGCUAUGGAGCAUUUACAAAUUUCACAAAAAGAACGAGAUGAUUUAAAAGUAGAACUUGAAAAUACUCGCAAUGUAAAUGAAGAGCUUUUGAGAAAACAAGAAGAAGAGACCUCAAGCACAAGUAUGGAGCCACCCUUUGCGGAGUUUUCCUUCUCAGAGCUUCAGGAAGCCACUGAGAACUUUCACCUAUCCUUUAAGAUUGCAGAUGGCAGUCGGGGGAGCGUAUACUAUAAAUGUGUCCUUCGUCACAUUGAGGUGGUUGUAAAGGUGCUCGGCCGAAAUAGCUUACAAGAUCCCUCUGAAUUCCAACAGGAGGUUGAUGAUUUGAGUAAACCGAGGCAUCCAAACCUAGUAACUCUCAUUGGAGCGUGCCCUGAUAUAUGGGCUCUAAUCUAUGAAUAUGUUCCUAAUGGAAGCCUUGAAGAUCGUUUGAACUGCAGGAAUGACACACCGCCGCUGUCAUCACAAACUCGGAUACGUAUAGCCACUGAGCUAUGCUCUACUCUCAUGUUUUUACAUUCCAGUAAACCGCAUAGCGUAGUGCAUGGCAACUUGAAACCUGGGAAUAUUCUCCUUGAUGCCAACUUUGGCUGCAAACUUAGUGACUUUGGAGCCCGCCGUGCACUCUCUCUGCUGGAAAACUCAAGCAACGAGCAUCCUUACCUUGAUCCUGAUUUUCUUAAUACAGGAAGAUUAUCUCACAGUUUAGACUUAUACCCGUUUGGCAUUAUACUAUUACAGUUACUGAGUGGGAGAUCAACUCAGGGUAUAGCUGAGACUGCAAAAAAUGCAGUACUAAAUGGAGGAAAUCUGAAUUCCUUCCUAGAUCCUUCUGCCGGAAACUGGCCACACCAAGUUGCACGGUUGACUCAUUUGGCUAUAAGAUGCUGUGACAUAAACCGAUGCAGUCGACCGGAUCUUGCCUCAGAGGUUUUGGAGGUGCUUGAAACGAUGAGACCUUCUUCUGGAGCCUCAUUAUCGUCCCUUCCUGAGUCUGAUGAAGAUAAUCGUGAGCCUCCAUCUUAUUUCAUUUGUCCCAUCUUACAGGAAGUUAUGACGGAUCCGUAUGUGGCAGCGGAUGGUUAUACUUACGAGGCUACGGCAUUGCAGGAAUGGCUGGCCGACCAUGAUACCUCUCCUAUGACAAACCUUAGGCUUCCACAUGACAAUCUUAUUCCUAACUAUCCUCUUCGUUCUGCUAUUCAGCACUGGCAGCAAAAUCGUUAAAAUUGUAUUUUGUUCCAGUAACACGUUUCACUGGUCUCCACCUAGUUUCCCAUGUAUAUAUUAUAUUGUUUUUUCAUCCUUAGAUUUUUCUCUUCUUUUUGGUCAAGAUGCUCUUCCUUAUUUAUAAAAGAGUAUAAUGGUGUAGAAGAGUCCUAUAUGUUGAUUGUAUAUACUAUUUCAGAGUCAAGAAACGACUUUUAUAGAACAAAGAGUGUUAUAUAUAAAAUUAAAAUGAGUCCUAUGUGUUGAUUGUAUAUACUAUUUCAGAGUCAAGAAGCGAUUUUUAUAGAACAAAGAGUGUUAUAUAUAAAAUUAAAAUAUAUAGAUCUUGCUGCCUCAUUGCUGGUGCCUCAAUGAAGUUGCCACGGUACAACUGUUUUUGUUAUGAUAUAGAGCAUCGAAAAUUUUCCUUCGUGCUUAGCUCUAAUUGGUGCCUUAUGCAUCUAACGUCCUAGUGUUCUGUCAUUUGUUCUGUCAUUUUAAACGGAGUGUUAACUCAGAUUUAUACGCGGGCAUACAUUCGCUCAAAAGACAACAUAAGGUUAGUCGGAUGAAACAUACCACUCGUACAAAAGAUCACACUUAACU
Molecule: messenger RNA, 3222 nt
Organism: Durio zibethinus
Lineage: Eukaryota; Viridiplantae; Streptophyta; Magnoliopsida; Malvales; Malvaceae
Product: U-box domain-containing protein 33-like
Biological process (GO): protein phosphorylation; protein ubiquitination
Molecular function (GO): ATP binding; ubiquitin-protein transferase activity; protein kinase activity
Source: RefSeq, a predicted model, not a curated record